AACGGGCCAGUAUCCCUACUUUAUGUAUAGGAUAUGUGUUUUCCAUCACUGCUUUCAAAUUGAUUACUUCACCCGGCACUCGUAAAAUGAAAACAACAGUAUUUUAAGGAAUAUGAUGAAGAUGAACAUUGCAGAACGUUGAUGUUGUUUGAAGCGGGCCCAUGCGCAUUAACGUUCUUCCUGAUGAUGUUAAUUUUGAAAGCAAAGGAACGGACAGCGGGGUUUCGUUCACAGCGAGCUUACUAGAUAUUUCCUCUCCCCAUCCCCUUUUCCGACACACCGUACUACCAGAACGUAGUGUUGUUUACGUUUGGAGAAAUUCUGUAAGAAAGGUGACGAAUUGAAAGUCAUAUCUGUGGAAUAUUGUUGGUGACGUUCUCAUCUCGACAACAAGCAGUCCGACGCACGCUGAUGGCGGUCACUAUCGAGGAGCUGUAUCGUAACUAUGGGAUCCUUGCCGAUGCUAAACCAGAGGACCUCGGCCAGCACAAAUAUGCCUAUCAGGUGAUCCUUGAUGGCGUGAAAGGGGGUCCCAAGGAGAAGCGCUUGGCUGCACAGUUCAUUCCCAAAUUCUUCAGCAGUUUCCCAGAGCUGGCAGAUGCUGCAAUCAAUGCUCAGCUUGACCUUUGUGAGGAUGAAGAUGUCUCAAUUCGGAGGCAGGCCAUCAAAGAGCUCCCCCGUUUCGCAGCCGGGGAGAACAUCGUCAGGGUAGCAGAUAUCCUGACCCAGCUUCUCCAGACCGAUGAUUCGGCUGAAUUCAGUCAAGUGAACACAGCGCUGGUCUCGAUCUUCAAGAUGGACGCAAAGGCUACCCUGCGAGGCCUCUUCUCUCAGAUCCUGCAGGGGGAGGACAUAGUGAGGGAGAGGGCCAUCAAGUUCCUCUCCAUCAAGCUGAAGACACUGCCUGAGGACACCAUGACCAAGGAGGUGGAGGACUAUGUGUUCACCGAGACAAAGAAGGUGCUGGAGGAUGUGACAGGGGAGGAGUUUGUGCUGCUGAUGCGCAUCCUGAUGGCGCUGAAGGGCCUGCAGACGGUGAACGGGCGGCAGCAGCUGGUGGAGCUGGUGGUGGAGCAGGCCUUCCUGGAGCAGGCGCUGAACCCCGCCGACCCCGACACCGUGGACCGCUUGCUGCAGUGCACGCGCCAGGCCCUGCCCCUCUUCUCCAAAAAUGUCCAUUCUUCCCGCUUUGUGACCUACUUCUGUGACCACGUCCUGCCCAACCUCAGUACCCUGACAAGUCCCGUGGCAGAGCUGGACAUUCAGCAGGAGGUGCUAAAGCUGCUUGCUGAGAUGAGUCCGUUCUGUGGGGACAUGGAGAAGGUGGAGGCCAACCUCCUCAUGCUGUUUGAAAAGCUGCUGGAGUUCAUGCCGCUUCCCCCAGAGGCGGAGGGUGAGAACGGCGAGAACACGAUGAGCGAGGAACCCAAGCUGCAGUUCAGCUAUGUGGAGUGUCUUCUCUUCAGCUUCCACCAGCUGGGCAAGAAGCUGCCCGACUUCCUCAUCGACAAGAUAAAUGCAGAGCGCCUCAAAGACUUCAAGAUCAGGUUACAGUACUUUGCCAGAGGGCUGCAGGUAUACAUUCGCCAGCUGCGAGUAGCCCUUCAAGGCAAGACGGGAGAUGCACUGAAGACCGACGAGAACAAGAUCAAAGUGGUGGCUCUGAAGAUCACUAACAACAUCAACGUUCUGAUCAAGGAUCUCUUCCACAACCCGCCGUCGUACAAGAGCACGGUCACUCUGUCCUGGAGGCCUGUCCAGAAGGCUGAGGCUGUAGCUCUGAAGCGCCCAUCCGGGGAGGAGAUGGGCACGGGCAGUACCAUGAAAAAGCUUCUGUCCCCCCCGCUGCCCCGAAGGAAUGCGCGACAGAUCUACAACCCCCCCAGCGGCAAGUACAGCGCCGCCAUUGGCAACUUCACCAACGAGCAGCGCGGAGGCUUCAGGGGAGGCCGGGGACGAGGAAGGGGAGGCAGGAGCCGAGGCCGAAUCUACUGAGUCCACCGUCUCACAUACACACUGAACUGCAGCACAUCAGAAUCCCUGCCGUAACCGAGGUGGUCUCCACGACCACUGCUCCUCAACUUGUGUCCACUUGUUAUAUUUUUCUCUGGCGCCAAACGCCUGUGGUAAAGGAAGUUGUUUUUUUGUUUGCUGUUUUUUCCCUUCAAAGUAAAUCUACUUCAAGACGACCGGGCUUCAGACUUUUCUACCUGGCGUUUCUACUCCCGACACUGUUCCCCGACGAAGCGGUUGUUCAAGUAGAUCAGCGUGUUUUUUAUCAUUGUGAAUGUAUUUUUGUGGAACCAGAGACUGCCAAGUUGUACCUGAUUUUGAUAUUUUAGUCAUGUCGGAAAAAUGUUCUUUGUUUUACAAAAUGGUGACGAAUGCAUUCUUUCAUUUGGAUUGGCCUACUCUCUUCCCUACUUUGUAUUGAUCGAUAAUGAAGUUUAUCAGAAUUUUAUCAUAAACUUGUAUUGAAGUCUCAACACCUUGACCCUUUUGUUUGUGUAACACCUUGUUAAAAUAAGACCGUUACAUUGGUU
This is a messenger RNA of Oncorhynchus kisutch (coho salmon), 2543 nucleotides long. Its product is annotated as apoptosis inhibitor 5-like. Gene Ontology annotation, cellular component: nucleus. The record is from RefSeq and is a predicted model, not a curated record. The coding region runs from base 412 to 1995 and encodes 527 amino acids. Lineage: Eukaryota; Metazoa; Chordata; Actinopteri; Salmoniformes; Salmonidae. Gene Ontology annotation, biological process: negative regulation of apoptotic process. Gene Ontology annotation, molecular function: RNA binding. The transcript has 14 exons.